GAAGCGAGGAGUCCGCGUUGGAGAAAGACCCCCGACCCUCUCUCCCAUGGAGAUGCUUUAUUGCGCGCUGCUGUUGCUGCUCUGGACGGGAGUUUUUUGCAAGAGCUCCUGCCCCAACGGCACCUUCAGCCCCGGGCCAAGCGAGUCUUGCCGGCAAUGCAGCGUCUGCGACAGAACUUUGGUCUACAAGCAAAAAUGUACCAAAACUACCGACGCUAUUUGUGAAUGUGCUCGGGGUUAUUCGUGUGGCCAAAAUUGCGAGGCGUGUGAGUGUCCCCUUGGACAGCAACGCACGAUUACAGGUUGUCAGAAGUGUCCGGAGAAGACUUUCAAUGAUCGACCUACAGGUGAAUGCAAGCCAUGGAAAAAGUGUCCAGGUGAUAAGAUUCGGGAACCGGGGACCAAGGAGAGAGAUGUGGUUUGCUGGAGUGAGUCAGAAAUCCCCACCACCAAGCCCUCCACUUCUCUCGCUGUCUUCUCUACUAAGGCUUCAGAGGAGGGGAAACAAUUGAUCCUCAUCACCACUGCUUUUGUCAUCACUGCCUUUCUGUUUGCCACGUGCAUGGUGUUGGCCUACCUUUUCUUCCGAUCCUGGAUCCAAAAGAAGCCCCCGAAACCUUCCCAUGGGCAGUUAGCUCAAGAGGUAGAUGACUGCACCUACAGAUACCCCGAAGAAGAAGAAGGAGGAAGCUGUGAAGCACCUUCCAGUCUCAAAGGGGGCCUUUUGGAAUAAUAUUCAUAAGAUGUAUCACUCGGGGUCAAAGAGCCAAGAAGGCUUCUGUGACCCCCCCCAAACGACCUCAAAGCAUUUGAGCAACUCUGCUUUUGAAAGAAUCCCUGACACCUUCAGAAGAUGCCAUUGAAGAAUCGCGUUUAACCUCUUUAAACGGGUUUAUCUCUUCACGGAACUGGGCUAUCGCCUCGAUGGCCCUUGAUUUGAUCUUAAAACAAAAACUCAACACAACACAAUGGGACACAUUGGGAUGAUUUUUGACAGGGGAAGAGGGUUGUUGUUUAGAUGGCCGGAAGGCGACAGGAAAAAUACCCCAUGGCUCAAUCCUCAUGCAAAAAUAAAAACACGGCGUUGAAGCAAAGUCC
Molecule: messenger RNA, 1098 nt
Organism: Pantherophis guttatus
Lineage: Eukaryota; Metazoa; Chordata; Lepidosauria; Squamata; Colubridae
Gene: TNFRSF9
Product: TNF receptor superfamily member 9
Biological process (GO): regulation of cell population proliferation
Molecular function (GO): protein binding; signaling receptor activity
Source: RefSeq, a predicted model, not a curated record